This is a messenger RNA of Sparassis crispa, 2028 nucleotides long. RefSeq lists its product with no specific name. The coding region runs from base 1 to 2028 and encodes 675 amino acids. The transcript is spliced from 6 exons. The record is from RefSeq and is a predicted model, not a curated record. Gene Ontology annotation, molecular function: transcription coregulator activity. Gene Ontology annotation, cellular component: SAGA complex. Gene Ontology annotation, biological process: regulation of transcription by RNA polymerase II. NCBI's taxonomy places the organism in Eukaryota, Fungi, Basidiomycota, Agaricomycetes, Polyporales, Sparassidaceae.
AUGGUGUCCUAUAACAUUACUCGUGAAGUGGAGCGGCUACUCGAAACAUACAAAUCGUCUCCGCCUUCCUUCAUAGUGAAGCUGGAACGCCAACAUUGGUAUGUGAACGAGAACAAGUUCACAUACAACCACCAACUCGCGCCUUUGUUAGAUGACAUUCGGGCGCAGCGCAUACCUGUGGAUUUCUUGGAGCUUUUCGACUCUGUCGGACUUCCCUUCUACGAUGGAUGCAUGAUCGUGGAACUUCAUGAUUUUCGUUCCCCAACAAGGGCCUCAGAUAAAGACAUCAAGGAGCCCGUUAAGACACGGGUGGUCCUCAGUCCGAACGGAGAAACUCUCUGGGCAGAUAUCUGUCUUCUGAACCAGAAGACGGGCAAUACAUGGACAGGCUAUGAUGCAUUGGAAGUUGAAGCUCGUCUCUUGCUGGCAACAUCGCCGCCCCUAUGUCUCGAUCCUGAUCCUCACUUAGCCCGUGUAGCAAAUAAUAUCCUGAGGACAUCAAUACCUACCCCUCCGCUGUCCUUGAAGCGGAAGGCCGGUGCUGCAGAGCUGGAAGAAGACCCGAGCGGGAAGGCACGUCGGGAAAAACUGAUGCAAUACAUGAACCCUCGAACUGGCAAUGGUGUUCCAAAUUAUGGCAUAUUGGAUGCCAUACGGCGCACGAACAUGGCAAGGCAGAUACCGGCAGCAGCCCCUCCGCAUCCUGCCACUAUUCCUACAAUGCCCGUGCAGGUACCAGGUGCCCCUGUACAAGUACAGGGGGUUCCGGUGCAAGCACCAGGAGUGCCCGUGCAAAUGGCCGUAGCGCCAAGCCAGGUGCCAACAGCUGUACCGACGCCUGCUCCCGCACCUAUGCCGACCCCGACACCUACCCCGGCGCCUUCGCUCGCACCAGGUUCAGCAGCUUUCUCACAUACAACACCGGUAUCUGCUUCCACUCCCGCUCCCACGGUCACUACUCCACCUGUAAACGUAGAAGCAAAGAAGAAGGCGAAGAAAACGGAAGCAGCACCAUCGCCUCGUGUGACGAGGACCUCGGCAACACCUGGAACAACUUCAGUUCCACUACCUAUACCACCACAUUUACAAACAUAUCCAGCCCACUUCCAAGCUCAUAUACGAACUCCGCCGCCGCCAUCACAGUCUCCUCAUCCAGCAACCCCCUCAACUCCCGGACGUAGUUCUACCGGAGUGGAGACCCGACCACCUUCAAGGUUGCAACAAUUGCCGACCCAAACGAAUCAGCAUAUACAGCCUGUACAACCCCAGCAACAUGCAGCUCCGACACAGCCUCAGCAAGCCAUUGCCGCCUAUCAGCCUCACACACCCGCAGCCAACUACAUCGCGCAAGCCCCUUACGGCAAGAAAAAGGCUGCACAGGCCGCACAGCCAGGGACAGUCCCAUCACAACCUCAAGCCAUCCCUUACGCUCAAAUCAUGUACCACUAUUCGACCUACCAGCACCAGCAGCAACAGGUUGCUGCCGCACAGCAACGCCUGCAGAGCGCAACGCCAGUCGCGCGCAGUCCUAUGGCUGCUAGUCAGCAAGGCACUCCCCAACGCAGCAGUCCGCUGGUCACAAACCAGCCCCCGGUUGCCCGGUCGCCGAUGCCUACCGCCGCGCAACAAAGUGCGCAAGCGACUCACGCACAGCAGCAACAUAUGUACAACUAUGCCCUACAAGGCCAGUACGGCCCCGCUGCGCACAUGCGUCCCAUGGCGCAUCCUCAGAUGCAACAUCAUAUAGCGGGCGGCGGUGUACAGGCUGGCGGUGCGACAGCGCUGCAGCAAGGGGCGCAGAUGACCAUCCAGGAGCAGACGCAGGCUGCACAGGCGCAAAUGCUCGCUCAGUACCCACAGCUCUACGCGAACUACCCGCAUAUGCAAGGCAGGGUGCCUUACUGGCCCAUGGGUGUUGCCAGUGGGCGAGGUGCACCUGUUCCAAAUCAAGCCGCUCAGAUGGCGCACGUGCAGCAGAUGCAGCUCGCCGGGAACAAGGCCGCACAAGGAGGAAUUCAAGGAUCAUGA